Linum tenue is the source of this 3272-nucleotide messenger RNA. NCBI's taxonomy places the organism in Eukaryota, Viridiplantae, Streptophyta, Magnoliopsida, Malpighiales, Linaceae. The record is from the annotation of a GenBank genome assembly.
AGUAGGGAAGCAUAUGAAGCUAGCAAGGAAGCAUAUGAAGCUAGGAGGGAAGCUCACAACGACUAUAUGAUAGCAGGCCUGAAAGAACUUCGAGCCAAACUCGAGCGCUAUGCGGCCCGCCGUCGCGCGACCCGCAACCAGCCAAAGUCGACGUCGAGUGAUUCAUCAGCCUCCAUUGAAGAUACUCCUGCUAUUGUGGAGUUUGCUCCUGCCGCCGUGGAAAUCAGCUCAAUCGGCGCAGCUCCUCAACUGGCUUCCACCACUGAUGUCCCAAGCAUCCUCACAACCAUCAUCGAGGGUCAACCGCUACGGACGUCGAUAGCAGCAGCGACAGUUCCGAUCACCAAACCAUCAACUCCACUCGGCGCGGCCGAUAUUGAAGUAACAGCUGCUGCGAAGGCAUCACCCUUCACCGAUCCGGCCGCUGCGGCUAUUCUUCCAGCACAGCACAACAAAGAAGAUGACCGAAUGGCACAAUUCCAAUCGAGGGCUGUUGAGAAGGUUCAGACUACCCCUAGAACGAAUCCAAUUCCAAUCAAGGGCUGGAAAUUCAAGAAGAGGAAGAAAAGGAAACAGAGGCGGAAGCUGCUGGAGGGUAACACGCCGUCGGAGAAGAAGAAGGGAUUGAAGAAGUGCGGUGCCAGCGCUGACCGUCGAGAAGAAACCGAGGCGAAGCUGGAGGCGCGGGCUGAUGGCGAGUCACGACGGUCGCGGGCCGAGGCCGACGCAGGCGGCGUGUUCGCGGCGAUGGCGCGCCAGGAGGGAGCGUCGCGGGCUGAGGCGCUGGUGACGGCCGCGCGUCUUUGUCUGGACACGGCGGAGCUUCAACUCGCGCGCGGGACGCGGCGAUGGGAGUCCGUUUCCUUUGCGACGUCAGGCGGAGGAGACCCAAGGCGGAGGGCGGAGGAGAGCGGGUCUCCCGAUCGGCUGCUGGGGUGUACGCGGGAGUCAGAGGAAACGGGGAAGAAGGUGGCGGCGGCGGCCGAUGAGGAGGAGACGCCAGCAACUCCUUGGGCGUCCCACCGGGUUGAGCUGCCGGUGAACGAAGUGAAGAAGGAGAUCGGCGCCGGGAAGCUGCUACUCGCGUCGCUGGGAAAGGAGGCGACGGAGAAGGAGGGGCCGACGAGUGAGACGAAGAGGGAGGUCGGCGGUGGAGGCAUUCUUCGUGCAAACCCUAAGUCCACCUCCAUUCGCACAGCACAGCUGGGUCGAGCCCAAUUCAGCAAAGAAGGUUGGGUCGGGUUUUGUCAUGGGCCGAGUGCAGCGCUCCGGGUGGGCCGAGAGAAGAAUCUGAGUGGGCUUGCCUUGGGCCUCACUGAUCAACAAAGUGGACUGCAACUUGGAGUCAAGUGGGCUAAGGCUGAGAGUGAUCAUGGGCCUAACCCUAAGUCUGACGGGAUAAUUCUCUGGUCAAACAAUAAAACAAGUGGUGGGCCGGAUCGGGUGGAAAAGUGGGGCAGCCCAGGGCUGUGGCAAGGCCCGAACGUAGAAGAGGCAGUGGGCUUCACAAUUAGUUGUCUUGAUGAGUUAGUACUCAGAGAUGGAUUCUUGAACAAGAAUGAACCGUCGGGUUCCUUGAGUUAUGGGAUUGGGAGGCCAACAAAAGCGGAGAUGAUGAAGUUCGAAUUUAUCAAUGAAGCGGGUACAACGAAGCAGAUGGUUUUCCAGAUUCCUGCAAUGGAAGACAUGAAUUUUCUGAGAAUCCACAACCGUUGCUACCAGCCUCGAAUCCAUAUCGACCAACUUACCCAUCAUCGUCACUUCUCUGCAGUAAUCCAGUUCCCCUCGACGCAAAGAUCGAGCCUUGUCAGUUCUUCUACCAUUUCGUCACUCUCUCUGUCUAAACCCACCUUCAGGUUUUCGAGAAUCCCGAGAAUCAAUGCAUCGGUUGUGGACGGGAAAGGGGCAGAGCGCCAAGAAGAAGGGUUUUCCAAUCAUGGGACGGAGAUGGAUUACUUGGCACCUGAUGGGGAUGUCUACCUCAAUACGCUGAGACUGGUGGAAUGCUCCAUGUUUGCUGCUGUCACUGGCCUCGUCUACUUUCUGAGCAAUUCCCUCUCAAUUGAGAAUUACUUUGGAUGCUUCUUUUCGUUGCCAAUUGUAAUAUCUUCACUUAGAUGGGGUGUCACAGCAGGCAGAAAAACCAUGGUAGCAACUGCUAUGCUCUUGUUUGUACUGUCUGGUCCUGUUAAGGCAUUAACCUAUCUGGUGAGUUAGCAUCUUCAACACUCCUAAAUCAUACAUAUGCCUUAUUUUUUGGAGUAUGCAUAUCAAGCAAGUUAUUUCACCGAAUAUCAACUGAUUCAGUUCGAGCUGUUAUUGGAUAGAAUGAGACAAAGUAGUAAAAAGGAUUGCUCUAUUGUUAUGUGUCUAUGAUUCAGUGGCUGCUGUUUAUCAUGGGGUCAUUGAAUUGCUGAACAAGAGGGCACGAUUGUUUUGGACAAUUCAAUGACGUGUUUGAUCAGUUGAUGUGUUGGUACAAUUAAUGUAGGCAGCUCCUAACACUUCAUUCGAACAAGCUUGCUACUGUUCAGCAGAAAGCAUGAAGGAGAAGUUUGUUGUAUCAGAUUGUUACAGUAACUCUGGAUUUUAGUUGUUGCCAUCUUUCAGGUUACAAGCAAACUGGACAGUUUCAAUAUUCGUGUGCACUAUAGCUCGGGCAACUGGCGCCAUGGGGUAUGUCUUUACGUCCUCGUUCUUAAUACGAGAAAACAUACUUGCUCUGAUUACAGUAAACAUCCACGCAUCUCUGAGUUAUGUGUUUGCUGCCACUGGCAUUAAUACCAUUCCAUCGAUGAACUUCAUAUACACACUGUUUGGAAUUCUUGUGUUGAUAAACAGCGGAUUCUUUGUGUUCCUACUGCACCUCUUGUAUUCCGUGUUUCUAACUCGCCUUGGAAUGAGGACUUUGUUGAGAUUGCCGAGAUGGCUUGACAAGGCCCUGUGAGUAAUUGGCCUCUGCAGUUUGUUAUCAGCCUCACAUAUUACAACCAUGAAUUGGCAUGUAAGACUGCAAAAGUAUGAUGUAGCUGCAAUUAUCUCGCACUGUAGGUAGAUAGUUCUCCUUUUUCCCCUUUAAAGAGGCACAUCACAAGUACCUAGUUCAUUGUUGUAGAAGAAACUCAUGGAAGGAAGCAAUCUACCUCCCUUUGUAAAAUCUGCUGAUAUCAUAUGUUGAUAACUCUUGUAAAUGCCUCAUCUUUCACAUAAUCAGUUGUGUUCUCUUACAUGCACCCCCUCUGUUUUGAGUUACUUCCACUAGCCGAUUGCAA